GCUCCGGAGGCGGCCCUGGGCGCCCCGCCUUUCCCCCCGCCCUCCCCGCCUCCAUCUUGCCAGCGACCGAUCCCGAGUGUGUGUGACGCUGCUCCCCGGGUUCAGAAUGUCAUACCCAGGCUAUACCCCCACAGGCUACCCACCUUUCCCUGGAUAUCCUCCUGCAGGUCAGGAGUCAUCUUUUCCCCCUCCUGGUCAGUAUCCUUAUCCUAGUGGUUUUCCUCCAAUGGGAGGAGGUGCCUACCCACCAGCACCAAGUAGUGGCUACCCAGGAGCUGGAGGCUACCCUGCCCCUGGAGGUUAUCCAGCCCCUGGAGGCUAUCCUGGUGCCCCACAGCCAGGGGGAGCUCCUUCCUAUCCUGGAGGUCAAGGAUUUGGAGCUCCACCAGGUGGAGCAGGCUUUUCUGGCUAUCCACAGCCACCCUCACAGUCUUAUGGUGGUGGCCCAGCACAGGUCCCAGUACCUGGUGGUUUUCCUGGAGGACCAAUGCCUUCUCAGUAUCCUGGAGGACAAACUCCUUACCCUAGUCAGAUCAGUACAGAAUCCUUUCCCUCCUACCCUGUUUUCUCUCCUAUUUCUUUGGAUUAUAGCAGUGAACUUGCCACAGUGACUCAAGGGACCAUCCGACCGGCUGCCAACUUCGAUGCCAUGAGAGAUGCAGAAAUUCUUCGUAAAGCAAUGAAGGGUUUUGGGACAGACGAGCAGGCAAUUAUAGACAUUGUGGCCAACCGUUCCAAUGAUCAAAGGCAAAAAAUUAAAGCAGCUUUUAAGACCAUGUAUGGCAAGGAUUUAAUCAAAGAUCUUAAAUCAGAGUUAAGUGGAAAUAUGGAAGAACUGAUCCUUGCCCUGUUCAUGCCAUCUACAUAUUAUGAUGCCUGGAGUUUACGGAAUGCAAUGAAGGGAGCAGGAACUCAGGAACGUGUAUUAAUUGAAAUUUUGUGCACAAGAACAAAUCAGGAAAUCCGAGAAAUUGUCCGAUGUUAUCAAUCAGAAUUUGGACGAGAUCUUGAAAAGGACAUUAGGUCAGAUACAUCAGGGCAUUUUGAACGUUUACUUGUAUCCAUGUGCCAGGGAAAUCGUGACGAGAACCAGAAUGUUAACCCCCAGAUGGCUCAGGAAGACGCUCAGCGUCUUUAUCAAGCUGGCGAAGGGAGGUUAGGGACAGAUGAAUCUUGUUUUAACAUGAUUCUCGCCACAAGAAGCUUUCCUCAGCUGAAAGCUACCAUGGAGGCUUAUUCCAGGAUGGCUAAUCGAGAUCUGUUAAGCAGUGUUGGCCGUGAGUUUUCUGGAAAUGUCGAAAGUGGCUUGAAGACCAUCUUGCAGUGUGCCCUGAACUGCCCUGCCUUCUUUGCUGAGAGGCUCUACUAUUCCAUGAAAGGUGCCGGCACAGAUGACUCCACCCUGGUCAGGAUUGUGGUUACGCGGAGUGAGAUUGAUCUUGUACAAAUAAAACAGAUGUUCAGUCAGAUGUAUCAGAAGACCCUGGGCACAAUGAUUGCAAGUGACACAAGUGGAGAUUACCGAAGGCUUCUUCUGGCCAUUGUGGGCCAGUAGGAGAGAUUUUUUUUUAAAUGAAUGAAGCUAUUCAAAGUUUAUACUUCAAAACAAUGACUGAUCUGCAUGCAGCAACAUCAACCGUCACCUAACCAAAAGAGCUUUUACUAAGGACUGCGUCAGGGUAUUGUGCUUGGUUUGCACAUGUGAUUAUUGCCUUAAUUCCAAUGUUAUUUUUCCUCUAUAUACAAUCAAAUAAAGCCAUAUCACAAUGA
Molecule: messenger RNA, 1770 nt
Organism: Phacochoerus africanus (Common warthog)
Lineage: Eukaryota; Metazoa; Chordata; Mammalia; Artiodactyla; Suidae
Gene: ANXA7
Product: annexin A7
Exons: 14
Coding region: 107-1555 (482 amino acids)
Cellular component (GO): cytoplasm
Molecular function (GO): calcium ion binding; calcium-dependent phospholipid binding
Source: RefSeq, a predicted model, not a curated record